This is a messenger RNA of Aspergillus aculeatus ATCC 16872, 940 nucleotides long. RefSeq names its product putative replication factor-a protein. NCBI's taxonomy places the organism in Eukaryota, Fungi, Ascomycota, Eurotiomycetes, Eurotiales, Aspergillaceae. The transcript has 2 exons. Gene Ontology annotation, cellular component: chromosome, telomeric region; nucleus; site of double-strand break. Gene Ontology annotation, molecular function: DNA binding. The record is from RefSeq and is a predicted model, not a curated record. The coding region runs from base 112 to 918 and encodes 268 amino acids. Gene Ontology annotation, biological process: nucleotide-excision repair; double-strand break repair via homologous recombination; DNA replication.
UCGCUGCCGCGGGCACUCAGCUAACAAUUUUCGUUCGGAAUCUCAGAUAGCGGCUACAACAAUUACAACACCAGCUACGGAGGUAGCGGCGGCGGCGGAGGCGGAGGCUUCAUGCCCGGCGAGAUGAACAACAGUCCUUCUGGAGGAAAGAGCGACUACAACAACGCCACCCUCCGCCCCAUAACCAUCAAACAAGCGCUGGACGCCACCCAACCCUACCCAGAAGCCGGCUACCAGAUCGACUCCGCCGAGGCGGCGAGCGUGUGCUUCAUCGGGCAGGUCCGGAACAUCAGCUCGCAGAGCACGAACGUGACGUACAAGAUCGACGACGGCACCGGCGAGAUCGAAGUGAAGCAGUGGAUCGACUCGUCGUCGGGGGGUGGGGAUAGUAUGGAAACCGACGAGCACACCAACAAACCCGCCGGCAGCAAAUCCCAGCCCGAGGUAGACGGCUACGCCAAGGUGUUCGGAAAACUCAAGUCGUUCGGAAAUAAGCGGUUCGUCGGGGCGCAUUGCGUGCGCGCCGUCAAGGAUAUCAACGAGGUGCAUGUGCAUCUGCUGGAGGCGGCGGCGGUGCAUUUGUUUUUCACGAAGGGGCCGGUUGGUGAUUCCCAGGGGCAGGGGGCGGGAGGUUCUGGUGCAGGUGGUGCGGCUGGGGAUGCUUCGAUGGGUGGGGUGGAUGAUUAUGGUGGCGGUGGUGGUGGGCGGGCGUUGCCGGCGAUGAGUCCUGUGGCGAGACGGGUGUAUAACCUGCUCAAGACGGAGCCGCAGAGUAAUGAGGGGCUGCAUGCGCAGUUGAUUGCUGCUAAGCUGAGUCUGCCCAUGCCGGAUGUCGCUAGGGCCGGCGAUGAGCUGUUGACGGCUGGGGUGAUCUUCUCGACGGUGGAUGAGCAGACCUGGGCGAUUCUGGAGUAUUAGGUUUGUUGGGUUUGGGGGGGGG